Tribolium madens (black flour beetle) is the source of this 1040-nucleotide messenger RNA. RefSeq names its product deoxyhypusine hydroxylase (gene nero). Gene Ontology annotation, biological process: peptidyl-hypusine biosynthetic process. The transcript has 2 exons. Bases 32 to 988 code for a protein of 318 amino acids. The record is from RefSeq and is a predicted model, not a curated record. NCBI's taxonomy places the organism in Eukaryota, Metazoa, Arthropoda, Insecta, Coleoptera, Tenebrionidae. Gene Ontology annotation, molecular function: deoxyhypusine monooxygenase activity.
UUUGAUUAGGUAGGUUGUCACACCUGUGUAAAUGUCAAACAUCAUCAAAUUGUCAAAAAAACGUGUUUCAAAAAUUGCUAAAAUGGUUAAUAUUACUGAAAAUCAGAUUCGUAACAUCGGUAAAGUGCUUCGGGACGAAUCCAGGCCCUUGAAAGAGCGGUUUCGGGCCCUUUUUACUCUUCGUAAUAUUGGGGGCCCCAUUUCGAUAGACUGCAUUAAAGACUGCUUCCACGACGAUUCAGCUUUAUUAAAACACGAACUUGCGUAUUGUUUGGGUCAAAUGCAAGACGCUCAAGCUGUCUCAAUUCUUAUUGAAGUGUUACAAGAUACAAAUCAGGAGCCAAUGGUGAGGCAUGAGGCAGCCGAAGCUUUGGGCGCUAUUGCCUCUCCUGAAACUAUCACCAUUUUGGAAAAAUUCAAAUCGGAUCAGGUCAUUGAAGUUGCAGAAACGUGUGAAUUGGCCCUUGAAAGGAUAAAAUGGUUGCAAAGCCCCGAAAGUUCAACGAUUAGUCUGAAAAGUCCCUACAAUUCUGUCGAUCCUGCUCCUCCUGCAACUUCCACAAAUGUGACGAAACUUAAAGAGAAACUCCUAGAUGAGAAAGCCCCACUUUUUGAGCGAUAUCGUGCCAUGUUUUCUUUACGCAAUGUUGGGACUAAGGAGGCUAUUGCGGCUCUGGGGGCCGGUUUGAAAUGCGGAAGUGCGUUGUUUAGACAUGAGGUGGCUUUUGUUUUGGGGCAACUGCAGGAUAAGGAAGGAGUGCCGUUUUUGAGGGACAGUCUGGAGGAUUGUGGAGAGAAUGAGAUGGUCAGGCAUGAGUGUGCAGAGGCUCUGGGGGCUAUAGCCACCGAAGAUUGUAUAAAUAUUUUGAAUAAGUAUUUAGGGGAUGAGAAGAGGGUGGUUAAAGAGAGUUGCGAGAUAGCCCUGGAUAUGUGUGAAUAUGAAAACAGUCCAGAAUUUCAGUACGCAAAUACUUUGCAAGCUGCCUAAUUAAAUUAAACUGUAAGAUAUUUAUUUUGUUGAUAAAAUUAUAUAAACAUGA